Molecule: messenger RNA, 30766 nt
Organism: Pelobates cultripes (western spadefoot toad)
Lineage: Eukaryota; Metazoa; Chordata; Amphibia; Anura; Pelobatidae
Source: the annotation of a GenBank genome assembly
CACAAUAAGUAGGCAGGGAGUCCUGAAAUUCCAUCCUUCUUCUUAGAUCCGCCCCAUCAAAUAUACACAGGGGUACUGACAUCCUACACACAGUCAGACCACGAAAACAGACACAACAGGAACAGAGCCUGAUCUUGAUUCAUUUUAGAAAGCACAGGACUACACAGUGAGUAACAGGAGAAGACAAACACAUGUAUCUGUAUGAUGGAAUGUCUUAUGAUACUAUGAAAAUUGCAUAUAAUAAGUUUACAGGGGGAAGGGGAUCUAAAAUCUAUCUUACUAAUAUAUUUCUGUUCCACUGAGCAGGAAACUGAAUAGUGGUGAACUUAGGGCAGGAAUGGACAAAGAGUAGCACUUCCACUUUUCUAGAACUGCAACUCCCAUGAUGCAUGGCUGGCAAGGUAUGCUAGGAAUUGCAGUUUUACAAAAGCUGUGGAUCUACCUUUUUGUGUUCUGAAAAGCAAUAUUUGUAUCUAUCAGAGUCUGGAGAAAGUGUCAGGCAGCACUAGAUGAUUCUACAGAUCAUUAAUUUCUUAGUUAUCCUAUGCCUGAUCUUGCAUUCUGAAUAUAUAUACUCUGCUAUAAGUUCCUUAACAGAACACUGAACUACAACCGUGUUGUCCCAAUUAGCAGUGACUGUAUUAGAUUGUGCAUGCUGUCUCUUUAAGUAAGGGGUAUGGCACACUGUAAAGUGUUAGUAAUGUGAAUUACGAUGCCCUAUUAUUGUGACAUUGUGUUGUUAAGCCAUCAGAUAUGCAGAUCAUUCUGAUAGUUAAAGCAGCUCUGUUACCUACCCCAGCCCUCAAACGUGAGCACUUCAUGAAGAUUAAAUCAUAAAGACUUUGUAGAAAUUGCACCAAAAUUCAAAAAGGCUUGACAAAAAAAAAAACACAGAGCAACUGCCAUUGCGCAUGGUCAAGCCCCCUGCCGUUUCUAGUGACGACUGAGAGGGAAAAGGCUUUGUCUAUGGAAGUCUAUAGACACACAUGCGUGAGAGUACAGCACUGAUCCCAGAAGGUGAAGCUCCAAGAGCUGAAGUGAAUCCCACGGAAAAAGAUGGCGGCAGCAGCGAGGGACAGCUUCAGGUAAGUAAAACUCACCUUUCCCUGUGCUACGCAGCCACUGCGCUGCUAGAGGCAAAAUACGCAAAGACCCCAAAAGGUAAAGCUUUAAAUAUGGUAGAUCCAUAGGGGAAGGAUAGGAGGAUUGGGGUUUGCCAAAUCGAAACACGAGAAUUUGGGUUUUACUCAAUAAAACGGGAAUUGUAGAGAGUUUACAAGGCAAUAAUUAUAGACCAAAAUACCUAAACUAAAUAUUUUUUCCAACUUAUCUAUUUUUCCAAGCUAAAAUUACAGAUUUCAAUGUUGGAGCUUGACAGUUCAUGGUUUAGGCAAUUAACAAGUAAGUCCUGAAUUUAACAAAAUAAUACAGAGUACCAGGCCAGUGAAAGGAUUAAAGCACCCAUAAAGUCACCCUGGCUACUUCAUCUCAAUGAAGUGGCCUGGGUGUAGAGGUCCUGUCAGUUUAACCAUUCAAGGUAAUACAUUGCUGUUUUGCAAAAACAGCAAUAUUUACAUUGCAGGGUUAAACACUCCUCCAGCGGCUGUUACACUGACAGACACUGUAGGAGCUACUGCUGUGCUGACCGAGUAAAACUUGGCCACGUGAUGUGAAGCCCCCUUAGGAAAGCAUUUAUUCAGUGCUCUACAACGGGCAAGCUAAGGUGCACGCUUCGUGCUCGUCCAUCAUGUUCCUCUGUGAGGAGCAUUGGAUGCCUCCUCCAUGACGUCAUGGAAGGAGAAGAGGUAAGUCGUGCUGAGGGUGCCUCGGCUCUGAAAAAUUAUUUGUAAACAUAUUGUUUUUAUGGGACAUGUGGGUUGGACCUAUAUAUCUAGGGACAGGUUUGUAUUACUAACGCUUUAGUGCUCCUUUAGAAAUUAAAUAGUGUACCCCAGACCUUCUGUUAGCCAUGGGAUGCUUAGUGCAAAGUCUUCCCCUUAUUUCCUCAAGCCUUUAACUGGCAUUGUGGGCAUGAGGGUUUAGUAACUAAAUUGAAGUGAAUUGUAUACUGAAUUACAGAGCUUACACUAAAAUAACCACGCUGUGAUUAUGGUUAAUUUAGAAAAAUAAUUCCAACUCAUCAUUUCUUUCCUAAAUAUUGCAAUUUCAUUUUUUAUUCGCUAUGAUUAAUUGUUUAAUGAAUAAACCCCAAAGUGUUCCGUUAACUCACUAGGUAAGUACCUUCUGUUAUCUUUCAAAUGUCCAGAUUGAGAAAUGGAACUUCUGGAUCAGUUCAGACUGAGAAAUGACCGUUGGAAUUGUGACAUUUUAGGGAUGUGUUUACAGUAAGCACAGAAUGCUCUGAAUUGUUUUUACAUUGGGUCGUGGUUGUGAGUGAACAGAACACAGUGACACAGUCAGGGCUCUAUUAAUGGAGAUGCUCAAUGAUUCUAGAAUGAGCGCCUAUCAUUGUAGAAGAUACACAUGGGAUGCCAGAUCUACCAAAUUCUCUGGAUACACUGAAAUACUUUGUGAUUAUCGACGUUACAUGCAUAAUCUGCCCUGUAGUAUGUAGCAUUUGUAUGCUGCUGGAGGAAAAUCAAUAAUGAAUCAAGGCAUUUUCGUUACCAUUCCUCAUUAAAGGGACACUCCGAGCACCAGAACCACUGCAGCUUACUGUAGUGGUUUUGGUGCAAAGAGACUGUCCCUGCAGUUUCUUAUUUGCAGACACAGCUGUUUCUAAAAAAAAAAAAAAAAAAGGUAGUGUUUACAUCUGUCCCUGUCAAUUAUACAGGCUGUAGACGUGUGUCGGAUUGCGGUCCUGCAAUCUUGCGUCUUCACUUUCUACAUUUAAAUGGAUCUAAAUAGAUACAAAAAAACUCUUAACAUUAGAAAAAAUUUAAUAUUUCUAAUGUCAGGGUUUUCGUUCAAUUAAUCAAUUGAUUUUUCUUUCGCGAUAACAUGAUUUAUACAUGCUCCAGCAAAAAACAGGUCACAAGAGUAUUCUGAGAACGGACAGCAGCUGAAAUAGCCUGCCCUUCGGUGGGUCCCAGCUCAGAACUCAAGCUAGUUUGAGCUCAUCUUGUGCCAUUACAGAGAGAACAUCUCUGAAGCAUAUCAGACUGGUCCCACCCAUACAGGCAGUACAGAUCUGAAAUGCCAGCAAGUUCUCUCUGCACGAGAGAUACAGCAACCCCAGACGAUCGUUUCAGCCUUGUUAGGCAUCAUCAGUGAGGCAUAGCUGAUAUCUCUCUAGGCACCGUGAGCAAAGGGUCCACGUCUGGAUUACCCUUUAAACUAAUGGAGAGCAAAAAACGGAUCGCAAGAGUAUUCUGAGAACGGACAGCAGCUGAAAUAGCGUGCUCAUCACCACGUAUAACAAAGUAAAUUCUAUGUGAAUUUCAAAAUAUAUUCCAGAAAUAGUCAGACUGAAGACAUAGCAGCUUUGGAGAAUUUUUCCACUUUGACUACUUUGUUGUUUAGUUUUUUUUGCCCAUUCUCAUGUUUUGCCUUAUAUUUGACAUUCACGUUGCAUUCCCAACAAUUCAGAAAUGAGUGAAUGACUCUGUAAGCCUUAGUGGAAUUAAAAGAUGUUAGUAACCAGUUCCUACUUUUCAUACGUUUCCGGCCCAAGAUAUUAUGCUGCCUGGGUCCAAGACUCAAAUGCUGACCCCCCUACAGUCAUGCACACACACACAAGCACAUUGAUGCAGUCACAUGUAUACACACUGGGGGCAAAAAUACAUUUUUGACCAGAGUGCAAUUCUACCAACACACCUGUUAACAUGUUAAAAAGAUUAAAUAAAGUCCUAUGCACUUUGGCAUUUAGAUGUGAAAUGUUGUUGGAGAGCAGCCCGUUGAGUAACUGUCCUGUUCACUUGACACUUGGAUAUCAGUAAUCAAUUAAGGAGAUCUCUCCAACCAGCAAGAAUUUAGUAAAAAGAGUUCUGAAGGAUUCUCCAGCAAGAAAUGAAUAAACUUUGUAUAUCACGCCAACAAGCAAUAAAUGCAUAAACCUUGUAUAUCACGCCAAGGAGCAAUGAAUACACAAACUUGGUAUGUCAUGCCAUAUAAACAUUAAAUGCAUAAACUUGGUAUGUCAUGCUAAUGAAGCAAUAAAUAAACUUGGUAUAUUAUUAUUAUUAUAUUUAUAGAGCGCCGUCAAAUUCCGCAGCGCUUUACAAUGGGUGGACGAACAGACAUGUUGUAACCAGACAAGUUGGACACACAGGAACAGAGGGGUUAAGGGCCCUGCUCAAUGAGCUUACAUUGUUAGAGGGAGUGGGGUAAAAUGACACAAAAAGGUAAGGAUAGUAUUAGAACCAGCCAACGGAGGCAUACAGGGCAACCCGCCUGCUCCAUCCCAGUGUCAUUUCCUCGGAUCAGUCUGCCCUUUUAAUGACCGGUUUGGUGACUUGUUCAGCCAACCGGCUGAAUCACAUCACUGCCUGUAAGUUAUAAGAUGCCAUAAAACGUGGAUCUCGUAGCUGCAGCAAUGUAUUGCGGUCAUCUGCAAGUGAAGAAAAUAUACAGAGGGUAAUGCUUUCACCAUAACCACAGCUACUGUUUGUAGUGGUUAUGGUGCUUGGAAUGUCCCUUUUAAAAUAUUCACAGAUAAAGUGUUACAGAAAUUACUAGCAAAAUACUUACUGGCAGGCAAAUAUAGGGCACAGCUAUGUUUUGCUUUACUCUGGCAAGGUAGGCCUGCACAAAUAUUUCAUUCCUGUCUGUUCACUAAGCAGUGGAUUGUAGUGAAAUGAAAAAUGAGCAAUUUUUUUUUUAUAUACAAACAAAGCUUUACGCAAACGUUUCCUCAAUUUCUUUUUGUUUAAAUCACUGUAUAGUGAAUAAACUCCCUAUUUAAUUGCAAAUUGUAGGCCGCAGUAACUGAGCCGGUGAAACAGUGAGUUAAAAAUGUUUGCAAUCUAGAAAUUUUUUUCCCUAAAAUAUGCAAUUUCCUUGUGGAUUCUCCCCUUUCCCAGUUAUGUAAAUAACCCAGACAGUGGAGUGUGUAGGCGUUUGCAGACAGUGGAUUGUAUGGCCUUAUGCUGUAUCAUGCUGACUGUGUCCCGUGUUUUGUGUACGUUAUUGUGAGGGUGCAGUGCUGUGUGCAAGGUUUGAUUUUUGGCAGUGUCGGUAUUCUCCUCCCCAAUAUGCAGGAAGCACAGACCUGUUCUGAAAACACACCCAUCUUCUUCUGACUUUGAAUGCUAUCAUCGGCCAGGAACAGUUCUGUGCAUUCACUAAAAAGACGUUUACUGACUUAGCCAAGAGGCUUCGUUAUUUAACGCCUGUAAAUAAUACAGAUUUGUGUCUGCUUCCCUCUAAUAUUCCAUAUCGGUCUAAUGCUCAUUUAUCUUUAUGUCAGAUCUUGAUAGCCGGUAUCCCUGACUGAUGAGCCUCUGAAUCUUUAUUGAUAUUGUGCCAACUACCUCUGUCUUUGCCUGCUUUAAAUAGAAUUGCCAAAUUAGCCCUUGUACGGUAAAAAUUAAAAACAGCUACAAUUGGAUUGCUCGAGCUAUCUGGUUUUUCUGGUCACUCGUGGCAUAUUUGUGAAGAUAGACGGGCAAGGAAAAGUGCUUCUCUGCAGCAUAUAGAUAUUAAAUUGUGCUUCAAAAUUAAAAUCAAUAAAUCACAUUGUUAAGACAGAGAUUGCCCUGGUUAAUUGGUCAAUUUCUUUGUAGUGUAUGGAUUAAAUACAGCACAAGGCAUCACGUUUCAUGUAAUGGUCAUCAGAAAGAAGAGGCGAUAUGUGUCCAGAAAUCAUGGUGGAUCAGUCAAUCCUAGCUUUAUACCAGAAUUGUUUUUGUAAUAUUUUUUUUCCUUCAAUCUCAGGAUAGCACUGGCUGCAAAUGUAUAUGUAAAUAUUAAUAUUCUGUGAAAGUAGGGUUAAUAUUCCGUGAAAGUAUGGAAGCUGAAUACUCCAAUUAGCUAAUGCUAUAUUGCAUUUCUGUGCUUGUCUGUUAAAGGGCCUCUUUACUGCCUAAAAUAAAAAGUUAAUAAAUCACUAUUUAGUAGAUAUAUACACAAAACAUUUUUAUUGAAGGUAUAUCUAAAAGCAGCUUUCAAAAGCUGCAGAUGGCUUGUCUGCAGCCUUUACUAGACCUCCUCUAUUAACCCCACCCAGACUUUCUGUGGCUGCCCAAUUACAGACUUCCCAAUGCAGCUCAAUGAGAAGUCUUUGCAAAGCAGGUGCCACUGAGCUAAACAAAUCAGGAAGUAACAGGACCAGCUGUCUGAUUGACAGCCAGGAGGGUCUAACAAGUUUAAUUUCUAAAAGUACCAAUUUCUAUUAAAAUCAGCACUUUUUGUAAAAUGAAAAGAAAAAAGACACACAGGUCACACAUAAAGCAUUUCAGCAAGCUAAAUAAGUUUAGGGGUCCAAAGUGUCCCUUUAAGACAUUCAUAUUUUAAUGAACCUCAGGUUCAGCCGUUUCAUUAAAAACUUUUUAUAUAUAGUCAUCACCCAUUUUUUUUCUUCUAAACUGAUGAUUGUUAGAAUUGGUUUCUGUAAUCCAUUACAUCCUGUGCAUAUCACUCUAUAUCUUACCUGGAUGCUUAUACUACUCUAUGGGGAUGUAAUAUGUAUCUCUGUAUUAACCCCACCUCUCCUCUCACAGAGCACAAGAUGACGGCAGCCCACGAGCAGGUGCAUCUCAGCAGGUCAGAGGUGUGUGGUAUAAUGCGGGAGGAGCUCUUUAGUGAAGUCGAUUUUCAGCAGUCGCAGACACACGUUUUCAUUGUGGUUGGUGCUUCGGUAAGUGCGCAUAUAUGCUGAUUGUGGGUAUAGAAUAUUGUCACACUGCUCUGAUAGUGAGUGAGUUAUGGUGGCUUUAUUUACUGCCGAGUCUAGCGGAUGAGAUGACACUGAAACUCUGUGGACACUAUGGAAUUUAUUUUCUAAAUCCAGAGUUGUAUUGGAUUGCAAUCUGAAUGUCAAAAUUUAGGCAAACAUUUAAUUUAGGGGAACAAAAUCGAACUCCUCUCUGGUCCUGUCUUGGCUAUUUCAGGCUAAAUUUGCUGAAAUUCAAUGUUUAGUGAAUAAACCCCUUUAACUGAGAAUUGAGCUAGGCUAUGGGGUUUAUUCACUAACCAGUGAAUUGAAUUAUAAAAACCUUUUUAUAAAAUGUUCAGCUCCAAGUAACCACGUUAGGAGUAGAACUUUACCGCUACAGCUCUUUCUUUCAAUAGUUUUUUUUGAAAAAUAUUAUGUUAAUUAAUAAAUGGAAAUGAUAAAGAUCUACGUAACAUAAUAUACCAGGUAAUGGUCACAAACAGAAACGUGUGUGUGUUUAUAUAUAACUAGAAUACAGUGGCUGAGAUAAUGAACUAGAAGUUAUUAAGUUACAAGUAUUAAUGUCAUAGUAACCAAUAGAAAACUUAUAAUACUGAUAGAAUAAUAAACUCAGGAAUAAAAAUGUAAAAAGAGGGUGGGGGAGCAUGGGAGGAGAAAGGGAAAGUGGGGGGAGGGGGGGGCAAUAUUGCAUCCGCAAUGCAGCCCAACAACCGUUACAGCCAUUUCUGUCCUGAAUUUCCCAAAUUUAGGUUUUCAGUUCACCCGGUUUUGUAGUUUAGUUAAUAAUCCACUAACUAGGUUAUUCCCGGCUAAACUUUCAAAAGUAGCUAACAAAAACCUGACAAAAUUUAGUUGAAUAUAGCCAAGCUGUGACUAUCGGGAUGGAGAAUUUUUCCAGAUAACUUAUUUUGGCUUGUGAAAUUCUGAUUUCAAUUCACUUGAAUUUGUAGUUUAGUGAAUAAACCCUCAGGUGUUUGGAUAUCGGAAUAAAAUAGUCAUUUUAUAGCAUGUUAUGUUCAGUGCUGCAUGACAAUACAGGCUUUCAGGUUCCUGGUUUGAUGAUAAAGCUUGGGUGUGCCAUUAUUUUCUUGGCUCAAGUUCUUUAUAGGUAGAGAGAGUUAAAGUGAAAAAAGGGUCAGGGAAAUAGCAGAAAUGUAAAGUAGUACUGUUGCCGUGGGAUUGUUAUAUUUUUUGGCAAGGAACCACCUCCCCCUCUCCCCAGUUGGCAUGCCUGCUUAUAUGGAUGUAGCCAGGGACUGUUAAGAAAAUAAAGUUGCCUUAAAGGGACACUGUAGGCACCAAAACAAUUUAUCUUAUUGAAGUAGUUUUGGUGUAUAGAUCACACCCCUGCAGUCUCACUACUCCAAUUCACUGUCAUUUGGGAGUUAAAUCACUUUGAUUAAGCAGCCCUAGUCAAUCAUCCCUACAUGUGACAUACACAGUCUUCCUAAACACUUCUUGUAAAGUUAUCUACUGUUUUAAUGUUUAUACUUCUAUUUUGCAAAUUCUGUUUAAUUUACCAUUUAUCUCCUGCUAUGUUAAUAGCUUUCUAAACUCCGCAAGAGCCUCCUAUAUGUAAUUAAGGUUCAAAUUACAGAGCAGGAGAUAAAAACCUUUAAAUUAAGUUACAUCAGAUUUAAAAUGAAACCAUUUUGUUUUCAUGCAGGCUGCGUCAGUCACAGGGGAGGUGUGGCUGGGGCUGCAUGAACAGAAACAAAAGUGAUUUAACUCCUAACUGGCAGACAGUGGAGCAGUGAAACUCCAGGGACAUGGUCUAUACACCAGAACUGCUUCAUUAAACUAAAGUUAUUUAGGUGACUCUAGUGUCCCUUUAAUUUCUCCCUAUUCAGGGUGCCAUUUUCCCACAGUCAUGCUUCUUCAGAUUCAUCAUUUUUGGAGUACAAAACAAUAUUGCAUGAUCUUCCAUAGAUACUUUGUGCAUGAGGAUGCCAUGUGCACAACGGUACCUGUUUCCAUGUGUGGUCAUGAGCCUAGCUGGUGGAAAAUGGGCGAGGAAAUGACUUGAGACAAAAUAGUCCCUACUUUUUGUUUAUAGCCCAGCAAAUCUGGAUUUAACAGUAUAUCUGUCCUACGUGCAAUUGGUGAGGGCUACUUCAUUGAGAGUAUGAAAAUGAGUGUUAAGCUUUAUUGAGAUGUAUGUAGGUCCCUUUCAUUCCUGUGUGAAGCUAGCUCCUAUAAAAGUUACCUUUGGUGAAUAUCCAGUGUGGUAUAUGCUCCGUGUUCUUUAUAUGUCUGCUAUUACACAGGGCAAGAUGUUUUGAUAUCUUCCAACGAAAUUAGGAAAGAGAACCCUAGCUGUUAGUGAUAUUGACUGAAAACCACAUUCUGUGCACAAAGUGGCCCAAGAGUUAUGUCACUGGUGUCCAUGCAUUGUGUAAUAUAAUGGAGUAAGAAACUCCUUUACAUAAUCACUGUGAAGCAACAGAGCCCGUGGUGUGUAACUUCCCCGAAACUUGCAGAGCGAGCAACCUCUGCACACACCGUGUCUCUUCGUAACUUACAGAACAAGUUCUCUGCUCACACGGUAUCCCCUUAAACGCCCAGUGCGGUAUCCUCUGCACACACCGUGUCUCUUCGUAACUUACAGAACAAGUUCUCUGCUCACACGGUAUCCCCUUAAACGCCCAGUGCGGUAUCCUCUGCACACACCGUGUCUCUUCGUAACUUACAGAACAAGUUCUGUGCUCUAACUGUAUCCCCUUAAACGCCCAGUGCGGUAUCCUCUGUGCACACAGUAUCCACCUAUAGCUUCCAGAGCGAGAAUCCACUGUACUCACUAUAUUCCCCUAUAACGUCUAGAGCAAGCAUCCAGUGAGUUUUGGAGUUUGAGUUGUGGAGUGAGUUUUAAUGCUGUGGAGCUCUGUAAUAUUUUCACAUUACUGUGAAUUUUGUGGAUGUGGAGCUCUGUUAUAGACUACUACACAAUGCACGGUACUAUGAAUUUUAUUGGAUCCAAGACUAGAUAUUCAGGACUAUGAUUAAUAACCCAGACCAGUGAUAAGGUUUCCUGUACGUUUGUUAGCCCUUACUCUGCUCAGUUUACAUUAAUGUAAUAUGUGCAUUGCAAUUCGCAAACAUAUUAUCCUAACGGUAUCUGCCACACCUUCUCCCAUUCCUUCUAGCGUUUAAUGGAGGUUUUCACCGUGUCAGAUUUACUCAGCAUGUUGUCCUGAUCUGACCGAACCUGACUAGCCUUGAAGCCAAAGAAUACUUUAUAAAACUCCAAACCACAAAAUGCUGCCGCUCCCUAUACAUAAUCCUUAUUCAAAGGCAGGCUUCUCUCCAAAUCUGUCCCCUCCCUGAUGUAAACACCGCUUGUGAUAACACACUUAUCAGAAACAGUAAAAAUGCAUAGUCACCAUGGUGUAUGCAGUAUGAAAUCAGAGGAUUUAACUCUUGCUGUAGCAAUCAUGACAUAGUAAAUUUUCCUUAUUCACAUUUAGAAUUCUAGGUAACGUUAACAGUGACAACUUAUAGCAACGUAGCUUCACGUGAGCAAAGGCUGAUCUAUCAAAACAUUGUGUCACUAAUCACCCAAGAGUUUAUACACGAAAUUCCAAACUCUAGUGAAUUUUAAACUUUUAGGGAAAAAAGCAGCCAAUCAAAAAAUAUUCCAAUACAGCUGUAUUCACGGAAUUGAUAUUUUAGCCAAAUGUUUGCCAUGUUAAUUUGCUACAGUUCAUCCACGAGAAUUAUUAUUAUUAUUUAUUAAUAAUAUCACCAUUUAUAUAGCACCAACAGAUUCUGUAGCGCUUUACAAUAUUAUGAGAGGUGGGAUUUAACUAUAAAUAGGACAAUUACAAAUAUACGUACAGGAAUGAUCGGUUGAAGAGGACCCUGCUCAAACGAACUUACAGUGUAUAGGAGGUGGGAUAUAAAACCCAUUAGGACAGAAAUAGCAAUCAAAUAAGGUGGGAGAGAAGCAGAGCUGGAGGAGAGAGUAUUGUGCUGCCCUUUAGGAGAGAGCAAGAGACAGGUAUGUGAGGUAGAGGUUACUCUGGGAGGCCAUAAGCUUUCCUAAAGAGAUGGGGUUUAAGGCACUUCUUAAACAAUUGGAGAGUCUGAUGGCAGUAGGCAGGCAAUUCCAUAGGAAGGCAGCGGCCAACGAGAAGUCCUGCAAGCGUGAGUUGGCCAUACGGGUGCGAGCAGCGGACAGGAGAAGGUCAUGGACAGAGCUCAGUGAGUUGGUGUGGUUGUGCCGGUCGGUCACAGACUCACAUGGCGGUGAGCCGGGGUCAUCAGUGUACAGGUGGUAGUGGAAUCCAAAUGAUUAAAAUAAGUUUGUCAAGAGAGGCCGUAUAAAGAGAAAAUAGAAGGGGACCAAGGACAGUUCCUUGGGAGAUUCCAACCGAGACAGGACGAGGAGAGGAGGUAUCAUUAGAAAAGGAGACACUGAAUGAGCGUUGGGAGAGGUAAGAGGAAAACCACGAGAGAACAGAGUCACAGAGACUGAGUGAUUGAAGAGUUUGAAGAAGGAGAGCAUGAACAACGGUGUCAAAGGCAGCAGAUAGGUCAAGAAGAAUUGGUAUGGAGUAUUGCCCUUUUGGAUUUAGCUGCGAUUAGGUCGUUAGUAACUUUGAUAAGAGCAGUCUCAGUAGAGUGGAGAGGGCGGAAGCCAGAUUGAAGAGGGUCAAGGAGAGAGUUGGAAUUGAGGAAGUUAGACACACAGGUAAAGACAAAUCUUUCCAGAAGCUUUGAGGAAAAAGGGAACAGGGAUAUAGGACGAGAGUUAGUUAGAGGGAGAGGACGGGUCAAUAGAUAAUUAUCAUGGAAAGGUAUUCCUUGUUAAUCGUGGAGUAGAUGGCAAACAUUUGGAAGGAGUGAUUCUCUGAGAAUUCACUAUACUGAGAGCAUAUAAAGUAGAUCUGAGUUCACAUUUAUUUCAAUUCCGACUCUACUUGGGAUCUAAGGUCAGGGAAUAUCACCAUACCCACUUUUCUGCCUGAGUUUGGCAAUUGAUUUAUUGCUGAUUAAAGCUUGCAGUGAGCUCAGCAUUAAGCGUUCAGGAACUCAAGGUUCUGAAGAACCCUGGACGCUUAUAGUCGUAUAAACCUGCUCUUGGUCUUUUUGUAAAUAUUGCAAAACUGUAAUUUACCAUCAAGUCAAAAACUGUCCUCUUUUAGCAUUAUUCUAACAAAAACUUCUAUAGCAGACCUAUUUGGAAGAAAUUCUACUUUAUGGGUCAAUUUAUGUCAAUUAUUUUCUUUCUCUGUAAAUGUCUAGGCACUCGAGGUAAUGUUGAAUAUAACUUGUGUAAUUCAACUUUGAAAUCAAUUUGUCUUGCAUUGAUUGUUUGAAACAUUAUUAACCAAAGCAUAAAUUGUCCAUUCACAAUUGUAAACUAAUCUAAAUAGCUGAGGUAGACAGUUUUUCCAGUUAUAUUUGCAAACACGUAUAAAUAAUUAAUGAUUUUUUUUUUAUUUAUUUAUUUUUUUUAACCAAUUCACUAUUCAUUUAAUAACUCUGUUGGUAAAUCAAGUCCAAUCUUUUUUAAUUUGUUCUUUUCAUGAAAGCUCACAUUGACUUUUUAGGAUGUCUAUAACAAUUUUAUACUUAUUUCGUUCAUUUAUAUUCUUUUUUCACAGGGAGAUUUGGCCAAGAAGAAGAUUUAUCCAACUCUGUGGUAUGUUCUCGGCUAAUGCCAUCAAUUGUGUAUCUGUUUCAUUUCUCUUUAUUACUUAAUGGGACACUCCACUGCCCAAAUAAAUAAAAGUUUUUUUUUUUUUUUUUUUAAAUCGCUGUUUAUUAGAUCUACCCCAAUAAAAACAGGCGUGCAUUCACUAAUGCAUUUUUUUUUUUUUUAAAUGCCGGUAUAUCUAAAAACAACUUGUAAAUGUCUGAAACAUUUGCAAGCCCUCACCUUUUGAACUCCGCCCAGACUUUCAGUGGCUGUCCAAUCACAGACCUCCCAUUACAACUCAAUAGGAAGUCUUUGCAAGGGAGGUGGUCUGGGCAAUUGCUGCCUCUUGAGUUUAGCUACUCUGAGCUAAACAAACCAGGAAGUGACUAUCGGUUGUCUGCUUGAAAGCAAGAGGGUGUAACCAGGUUAAUUUAUAUAAGUGCCCGUUUCUAUUGAAAUCUACACUUUUUGUAAAAUGAAAAAAAGAGGACACACUCUUCACACAUAAAGCUUUUCAGCAGCUAAAGUGCUUCCAGGGUCCAGAGUUUCCUUUUAAGGGAUCAUUGGGAGGGGGGAGGGUGGGGGAGUUAAAAAGGAACUUUUAUUUUUGUCAGCAGGCAAUUUUAGUUCUCAUAAAGAAAUAUUACAUGUUAGGUGACUGUCUCGUAGAGUUUUAGCCGUUUUGGUCUGCAGUUUCGGACUGCUUUUUGAUUUCCUGAAUUAUCACCGAAGGAGAGAUGCUGGGCUGUCUAAUGACACCGUACUGCAGGACAGAGGCAGCAGAUGGGUUUUAUCCACGAGAAGAAUUGCCUCGCUGGAAUUGCAUGUUAUUGUAGGUUAGCAAACAACCGUUUUUGCUUGAUUGGUUAGCAGCAUACUCAAAAAUGAUCAAAAGGCGACCAAAAGUGGGUUCAUGUAAUCUCAAAAAGAGACAUUUGCUUGAGCUCCGCCACCCCAGCUCAUCCAAAAUUUGCCUUCUAUACUGUCCAUUAUUAUUAUUAUUAUUAUUAUUAUUAUUAUUAUUAUUAUUAUUUCUUAUUUUAUCAUUAUUUAUUUUUGAGAACUGUCUUGGGUUUUGUAAGAGAGGAUGGGGAGGGAUAGGAGGAAGACAAUGAAAUGGGGAACUAUAUAAAUGUUGGUAAAAGCGUGACAAUGGUGCAAGUCUGGUAUCUGUGUGCACUAGGGAUAUUGGGAAACUGCCCAAUACAGUGAUUCUGUCACGGAUGUGAGACAUUUUAUUUAUUUAUUUAUUUAUACAAUAUUUUACCAGGAAGGGAUACAUUGAGAUUUCUCUCGUUUUUAACUAUGUCCUGGGUCCAAAAAACAUGGAAUCGAUACAGUAGGGUACAAUAAAAUACUAAAACAAUAUUAAUACACAAAAUGUAACAUAGAACAGGUAGGAAAUAAAUAAUCAACCAUGACCGGUGCAUUCUGUUUUGAGAGAUGUAGAGAGGGAACUUGGCUUAUCAGUACUGCUAAAUAGAUUAUUUAUUUUAUUUAUUUUUCUAUGAGUAAAAGGUUUGCCCCCAGUUCGAAGCAUCUUUUCUUCCAUUAAAAGGAAAGCAGUGGGAAUAACUUAGUCCUGCCAACCAGGUGGGGAAGGUGAUCAAAACACUUGUCACUUCCUGAUAUACUGUAAUGUCUUCAGAGUUCUUGUCAGUAAUUUGUAGGGUAAAUUUAAGGCCACGGUAUUCGAACUGUAAACAUAGCUGACUUGGAGAAUUUAUCCAAUUCCGCUAUUUUGGCCUAAAUUUUAAAGGGACACUCCAGGCACCCAGACCACUUCUGCCCAUUGGAGUGGUCUGGGUGCCAACUCCCAUCACCCUUAACCCUGCAAGUGUAAUUAUUGUAGUUUUCAUAAACUUUUAUAAAUAUAUUGUAGUUUUUAUAAACUGCAAUAAUUAUUUUGCAGGGUAAAGUCCUCCUCUAGUGGCUGCAUAUCAGACAGCAACUAGAGGGAAUUCCGGCUUCUUAAAAAACAAAAAGCGUUUUAAACUACGCUGGACGUCCUCACGCUAUGCAGCGUCGCCGGGAUCCCCAUAGGAAAGCACUGAAUAAUACUUUUCUAUGGGGAGGUCUAAUGUGCAUGCGGCCAUUGCCGCGCAUGCGCAUUAGGUCCCCCCCUGCUGGCUGACGUCAGCGAGGGAGGAGCCUGACACAGUGCCGAGGGACAUUGACACUGGAUUCAGGUAAGUCACUGAAGGGGUGGGAGGGAGAGGGGCAGUGCCAGGAAAACGGACAUGUUUUCCUGGCACUGGAGUCCCUUUAAAAUUAACUUUCAGCCCCCACACUCUAGUGAGCAAAUCUAACCAUAUACGUGUUUUGUCACAGCAGGCUGUAUUAUGUGGUUCAGUUUAACAGUGUGCUGUUUAUCUCUAGGUGGCUGUACAAUGAUGGAUUGCUCCCAGAAGACACUUACAUUGUUGGUUACGCUCGGUCCAAACUGACCGUGCAGGAUAUCCGAAAGCAAAGUCAGGCGUACUUCAAGGUAACAAUAUAAAUAAACCCAUCACACUCAUCAGACAAGUCCUAGUAAUAUGACAAAACACCUAAAAAGGAACAUCUAAGACCAAUUUAAGAAUAUUCUAUAAGGCAUAUACUUUAUAACAGUUUUAUAAGAAACUUACACUUUCCCUAAAGGAAAACUAAUCCGUCAGCUGUACAAAUUUUAUGAAUGCUGUUUGCUUUUAAAGAUCCCAUUCAACCUACUAUUCUGAAACAUGCUUUCUAGUAACUACUUGGACUCCUCAAUAUGGACACAGUACAAAAACAAAAUCUCGAUGUUACAAAGUUUUUAUGACUGUGACGUGGCACUUUUGUGCAUCACCCCCAUAGCAGGUUUGUUUAGCAGCGCACAUGGCUUUUAUCUUAGUGACUUAUUAUUGUCUAAAUGGUAUAUUUUUGUCCUGUACUGAAUCUGUCUAUCCCAGAGUGUAAAAACAAAUAUGAAUACCACACUCAAAAAAUGAUUACAGUAAAAUCUAAACUUGUAUUAAAUUGCAAAAAUAUUUAUUAUAAUGAUAAUUCAUAGGUUAAUCAAGUAAAUCUUAGUGAAAUUCAUUUCAAUCAUAUGUACAUAGAUUAUUUACAUAUAUACACACACAAAAACCUCCCUGUGCUGAAUUUCAUGAGCUUUAUAUCUAUUUACACUGGUUAUUGAUCCCCCAAAAAAUUGAAUGAAAUGAAACGUCCAGAAAAAAUACAAAAAAUAAUAAAAAAUAGUAAAAAAAGAAAAAAACAGAAAAAGAAAAAAAGAAAAAUGUGUAUAUAUAAUACAGUCCUAUUAAUAGUCCAAAAUAUAGUGCACUAUACAAUUCAUAGGUAUAUGGAUGGAUCUCACCAAAGAACACGUAGAAUUUAUAGUAUGUUCAGUAGGAGGAUGGUGUAUCCUGUAGAUGGUGUAUAUUGGAUGAGGGUGAAAAUGAGUUGCAGUUCGGUGAGAAAAUAUCACUCAUCUAUUCUCUGUGGAAUCUGGUCAGUCUGACAGGUCAUUUCCUGGAUCCAUAAUCGUGGGCAAUCCUGAAAUCGGGCUGAAAUGGGCUGCGCGCUCGGGACGUUCCUGUCCCUUCGAUGGCCCCUGUCCCUCUCCGGGGCCAUUGAAGGGACAGGAACGUCCCGAGCGCGCAGCCCAUUUCAGCCCGAUUUCAGGAUUGCCCACGAUUAUGGAUCCAGGAAAUGACCUGUCAGACUGACCAGAUUCCACAGAGAAUAGAUGAGUGAUAUUUUCUCACCGAACUGCAACUCAUUUUCACCCUCAUCCAAUAUACACCAUCUACAGGAUACACCAUCCUCCUACUGAACAUACUAUAAAUUCUACGUGUUCUUUGGUGAGAUCCAUCCAUAUACCUAUGAAUUGUAUAGUGCACUAUAUUUUGGACUAUUAAUAGGACUGUAUUAUAUAUACAUUUUUCUUUUUUUCUUUUUCUGUUUUUUUCUUUUUUUACUAUUUUUUUUUUUUAUUAUUUCUUGUAUUUUUUUCUGGAUGUUUCAUUUCAUUCAAUUUUUUUGGGGAUCAAUAACCAGUGUAAAUAGAGAUAAAGCUCAUGAAAUUCAGCACAGGGAGGUUUUUGUGUGUGUAUAUAUGUAAAUAAUCUAUGUACAUAUGAUUGAAAUGAAUUUCACUAAGAUUUACUUGAUUAACCUAUGAAUUAUCAUUAUAAUAAAUAUUUUUGCAAUUUAAUACAAGUUUAGAUUUUACUGUAAUCAUUUUUUGAGUGCGGUAUUCAUAUUUGUUUUUGGAUCUAGAUUAGGAGGUUGUUGUGGGGUUAAACCUCGAAUAACUGCACCUUGCAUUAUUGAGUGCCAACACUUAUUGUGUUUUUAUCCCAGAGUGUACACAGCUCUUUAUAUUUGCUUUAAACUAGAGUAUGAUCAACUAGAGGUUUAGUAGAAAAUCAUCAAUCUGUUUAUUUGAACUCCUUUCUAGGUAAAAGACCAGGACAGGUCAGGGUUCUGCAGUCAUUUAAUGCACUAUUAAAAUACUGGGUUCAUUUUUAUUUAUUAUGACUGUGAUUUAUGAUUGUCUGACAAAUUGCAGUCUGUCAUUUUAGUUCACCUUAUCUGUGCCGCAGCCGAGCGGCUACUCUUUGUGCACUGGAAGUGCUUGGGUUUUUUGCCAAACCACUAAAAUGGCUUGACAAAAGCCAAGGAGACUGCACACAAUGGCAAUCAGACUAUUGUAAUAUUGUAGCGAUAUAUAUAUAUAUAUAUAUAUAUUUUUUUUUUUUUUCACUAGAUACAGUGGAGUGAUUAAAUUGUGAAAAUAGAUAAUGUAUACACAUAGCGCAAACAGAAAAAAAAAUGUCUUGUAUACCAUUCACUUUGGGUUUUUCAAAACAGUCCAGUGGCGUAUAACCUUUAAAAUAGAUACUGGACUGUUUUGAAAAACCCAAAGUGAAUGGUAUACAAGACAUUUUUCUUUUCUGUUUGCACUAGGUGUAUACAUUAUCUAUUUUCACAAUUUAAGCGCUCCACUGUCUGGUGAACAAUAUCUCUAUUUCUGUGUGUUUUGGGGGGGAAUUGCAAAUCACAAUGUGAUAGCAGCUAAGAGAGAAUACAUUUUGCACAUAUAUGUUUUUCUAUCACUUGCAGAUACACUGUUUGUUUGAACUUCUAGUUAAUAUAUAAAUUAGAGACAACACGUGUGAAGGAGGGGAUGUGCAUUUUAGUGAUGGCAGCCAGACCAGUAUAUGGAUAUGGGCAUGUAUAGCAACUUAAUUGGAACAAUUUAUAACACAUGUACAAGCGUUUCCCAGUAGAUGUCUUAUGUUAUGAUCCUUUUAAGAAAUGCACUAAAAUAGCAGUAUACAUUCUUUUAGCAGCACUUUUUAAAAAUUGAUAUGUGUGUGUGUUGUAUUCUGCUUGUGUUUUAUGUGGGUACUUCAGGUGUUUGUAGAGUUGUAUUUGCGCGUAUGUGGGUUGUUAUAUUGUGUAUCUGCAUGAGUAGUUUGUGUUAUUGUGUGUGUCUUUGUGUUAGACAUAUAUGUUAGUUGUAUAUCAUGUGAUUUGUAUGAAUGUUUGCUGGGUAUGAGGGGCUUUCUUGUGGGAUUGUGUGUGUGUGUGUGUGUGUGGAUGGCUGCUUGGGGUAUUGCCUGUGGAUGGCUGCUUAUGGAGUUAUGUUCAUUUAUGUGGUUUGUCAGUUGUGUUUAUUGGGGCUUUGUAUGUGUGCCGCUGUGUGUGAAUGUCUGACUGUGUAGGUGACUUCCCUGGGGUUCAGUGGGGACCAGAAUAGCCUGGUACAGAGCAGUGGCUGCUCGACUCCAGUGUGAAUUCUUCUUCACAAGUACUUGGAUGAAGUCAUCUGAGAUCACUUCCUCCAAGUGCUGCAAUGAGUGAAUUGAAGAAGUCCUUCUGGUAUCCCUGUUAGGCCAGCUCCAGGGGAGAUCCGCUCUGCCUUCAAAUGGCAGACCAGAAAGCGGGGAAGUCCGCCCAAGUUAAUGGCAGGUCAUUAACUUAGUGGGCUGGCCUGUCUAUCACUCACCCUGGCCUACUGAAGGCAGACUCUGCAGGGAACAAUAUUUCAGUGCUCCCUGCAGGGUCCUAGUGCCCUAAAAAUAGCUUAAGUGCAUCUUAUGAUGUGCUUGUGCUAUAAAUGUUAGGGACAGUUCUCUGGUGUCACCAAACGUGGGAUAGGACCCGGAAAUCGGGACUGUCUCGACUAAAUCGGGAUGGUGCGAGGUAUGCUAAUCAUUCUUUUUGAAUAUGCACAAUUUUUUGCCAACGGAACGGAUUUAUAAUUAUAUCUGCCAUUUUCUCAGACAGAGAAGUGGUGUAAAUUUUUAGUCACUAUGAACUUGGAUCUCUUCAGACAUGUAUGCAACAAAUGUUGGAAUGAACUAUGAGGGGAAAAAAAUGACUUUUUAAAAAUCCUUUUAAUAAAUAUGAUCAAAAUAAUGUUAGAAUUUAUCCAUCACUUUUUAGGACACUAUGAUAAAUAUCACCCAUGGUGUGCUUGCUGGCUCAGUUUCAUGUUUAUGUUGCAGGUAACAGCUGAGGAUACGGGGAAGCUGGAAUCAUUUUUCAAGCGGAACUCUUACGUUUCUGGACAGUAUUCCGAGGCAAACUCUUACCAUGCCCUAAAUAAGCAUCUACUGUCUCUUCCCAAUGGGGAUAAAGCCAACCGACUCUUCUACUUGGCAGUGCCACCCAGUGUGUACCAUGAUGUGACUCGCAACAUCAAGAUGGAGUGCAUGAGCAAAAUGUGAGGGGGUGCACAUUGUAUACACUUUCUCUGAAAUUUUGUUCACUCUUUAUCGUUUUCUCGUUGGCCUGACCAUGCUACACUUUUUUGUCUUGUUUUUUUCCCCAGAGGAUGGAAUCGUGUGAUUGUGGAGAAGCCCUUUGGGAAAGACCUAGAAAGCUCAAACCUUUUAUCUGAACACAUCUCCUCUCUGUAUGAGGAAAACCAGAUCUAUCGUAUUGACCACUAUCUAGGCAAAGAGAUGGUGCAAAACCUUAUGGUUCUCCGGUGGGUAAUAUGAUAAACCCAACAUUUCCAGUUUCUCUUGAGUUCUUUUAUGGUCUACUUCAUCCAUUCUUCAAUAACACUUGUUACCCUAUAUUUUCUAUGCUUUUUAGGUUUGGAAACAGAAUAUUUGGACCCCUAUGGUCUCGAGAUCACAUUGCUGCUGUGGUUUUGACCUUUAAAGAACCUUUUGGCACACAGGGUCGAGGAGGAUACUUUGAUGAAUUUGGUAUCAUCAGGUAUGUAUCUUUGUUUAUUUGCUUUAUAUAUAAUGCCCACUGUGCCUGAAGCAUUACAAUAUUAUCUGGCCUAUCUGUCUUUGUCCUUUAGAGAUGUCAUGCAGAAUCACUUGCUUCAGAUGCUGUGCUUGAUAGCCAUGGAGAAGCCUGUUUCUACCAACUCCGAUGAUGUUCGAGAUGAGAAGGUAUGUUCCACACUCAAAUUGCCCACAGUAUAAAGAAAAUAUUAGUGUUCCAAGAAUGCAGAAGAAAUACCUUGUAAAAUAGUACUUAGCCAUAUUAAAAAAAUGUCAUGUAAAGAGCAGGAAUUUUAAAGCACUAUUAUAACCACCAGAUGUAGACCAUGGACAACCAUGAGAAUUCUCAACAUGUCCUCCAUGUCCCUUAAUAUUGAUUGUUCCGUCAGGACAGGAACACACUAUACAUGCAGUUACUUUGUAGCAAUCUGAAGGAUCCAUAAUUUUAUUCUUAAAACUAUGAAUGGAGUUUUUGGUAGCUUGAUAACGGCCACUGCAAGGUUGCUAAUAAACAGAUCUGUUAAAAUACUGGAGACUCUAAACAACUUUUACCAAGUACCAGGUAGUGGCUCUAUGUGACCACAAACACAACAUUUUCUGUGGAUUUGAGAAACCGUUUAAUUCAUUGUUUGAAUAGAACUGCUGCUGGUUGUUCACAAUCCAGCGGCAGUCUAACCCAGUACACCAGAAGCCACUAAUUGGUCCCUGCUGCUCCCAUAAAACAUUGAGGAAGCCAUCCUCCUGCAUUUAGAGGUUGAAAAAACAGAAGAGUAGCUAAAAUUAUCCAUUGUCACAAGGUAAAACCCCAACACGCAGAGUUUAGGAUAGCAAGGGACAGCCAAAGGAAAUUAACAAAUUAUCGGGCCUUAGAGUGGCCGGACCUAACUUUAGAUAAAGAGUAAAGCGCUGUCCCAAUCCAAGCCAAGGUCAGAGUAACGAAGAGACCGCGAAAACGAGAAUUAGCCAGAGUCUGGUACACGGUAAACCGUCAGACAAACAAGACAGGUGAGGGUUAAAGUUAAACUCUGUCGGGAACAAAGUCGCGGUCAAUACAGAAUAAAAUACUAUGAAUAAGGGAACUCCCUAAAGAGUACUGGGAACAGAAACCACAGUAUCUACAGCUAGGUAUGUUUAAAUACUUAGUAUACGAAUACUACUAGGUUUUAUUUGAUUGGUCCACUUCAUGCCUGCAACCCCAAAACGUGCGUGAAUGGGGGCACCAGAAUGACGUGGGCCAAUGGGAGCCGACCGUAAAGGUUAACUUCCCAUUUCCCCUUUAAGUAUGUGCUCAUGACUGCGUACCCAGUAAUAAUAUUGGGUGUGCGCAGCCCGCCAGGAGCAUUCAAGUCGCGUGCGGAGGACUUGGCCAGCACGAAGACCGGGUAAGUACAGUUACAUCCAUAGUAUGUAAAUCAGUGUGUGUUGAAAUGGUUGCAUGCUGCACCCGGAGGCUAAAAAGUGAUAUUUAUUACUUUAGUGGAUUUUCAGUGCGAGUAUAAAACAGUGAGCCUGUGAAAUUUAGAUAGUUAUAGCUAUGUUACAGCUGUAUAUUCUCUGGGUGAAUCAAGAGGUUGGUGGAAAUUGAGGCAGUGGAUCCUACAAAAUAUGAAGAAAAGAAAACCUGUACAUUCAUUCCAAAGAGUCCAUAUUUUAAUAUCGCAAUGUCCUGGGCCUCAAGAAGUUUCCACAAACCUCUGUAUAAGUCAGGUAGCUGGAUGCUCUGGUCAGCCUUAAUGUUGAGCUGCGUGUUUUGUUUUUUUGUUGUUGUUUUUUUUCAAUGUCUCAUUUCUAUGUUUUCUUUUGAUUGGUCUUUUCUUCCCCAGGUUAAAGUCUUGAAAUGUAUUUCUGAGCUGCCCCUCAGUAAUGUAGUACUUGGACAGUACGUGGGUGAUCCCAAUGGGCAAGGCGAGGCUCAGAAGGGCUAUUUGGAUGACCCCACGGUACCUAAAGGAUCUCAUACGCCAACAUUUGCCACUGCUGUCAUGUAUGUGAGGAAUGAGCGAUGGGAUGGUAAAUCACGUGUGGCUUUUUGUGGAUCUGACCUUAAUAUUCUCUUGUGUCUUGUGUAUAAUUUAGUUUACCUAGAACUCCUUCAGGUCUAAAUAUGCUGUUGGCCCUUCUCUUGUGCCAGGAGUUCCAUUCAUCAUGCGAUGCGGAAAAGCUCUGAAUGAGCGUAAGGCUGAGGUUCGGCUGCAGUUCAACGAUGUUCCAGGAGAUAUUUUCCAAGGACAGUGUAAGAGGAAUGAGCUGGUGAUCCGAGUGCAGCCGAAUGAAGCUGUUUACACCAAGAUGAUGACCAAGAAACCAGGAAUGUUCUUCAACCCUGAAGAGUCGGAGUUGGACCUAACCUACGGAAACCGAUACAAGGUAAAAAAGAUGGACACUAGGUGAAAGGGCCAAUGUAAGUGUAUAGUGUACAAAUAGAUCAGAUCUCUUCAAAGCAAAUUUCUUCUGAUAGCUUUAGCUCUUACUUAGAGCUUAUUAACAAUUAAAUGAUUAUACUUAUUAAAAAAAACAAAAAACUUUUUUUAAAAUACCAUUUAGUUUUUUUUUUUGUUUGUUUUUUUUUUAGAAUGAUUGUUACAUUUUACAAUUGUUAAUACAUUUACCAAAAACUUUUUGGUUUUAUAUUUGUAAAUACCAUCAUUUUUGGAGGCCAACUAAGUUUUUUUGUUUCAAUUCUGGGUUACAAUUCUGGUUAGUAGAUAUUAGUAGAAAGUAGGUACAGGCACUCAAAGUUUCUUCUGCUUGAAUUAUUGAACUGAAUGCGCAAUGUUUCAGCUUGUGAGGGGAAGGAAAAUGUAAAGGGACACUAUAGUUCAUCAAAGAAACUUUAGCUUAAUAAAGCAGGUUUGGUGUAUUGAUCAUGCCCCUGCAGUCUCCCUGCUCAAUUCUCUACCAUUUAGUAAUUUAAAUCACUUUGUCUAUGCAGCCCUAGGGACACCUCCCUGCAUGGGACUUACAUAGGCUUCAUAAACCCUUCCUGUAUAGAGACAUCUAAUGUUUACAUUUCCUUUAUUGCAAAUUUUGUUUAAUUUACAAUUUCGGAUCUCCUGCUCUUGCUAGCCCCUGCAGGAGCCUUCUGUGUGUGAUUAAAGUAUAAUUUACAGACUAGAAGACAAAAAACUUUUAAAGUAAGUUACAUAUGUUUGAAAAUGAAACCAUUUUGUUUUCAUGCAGACUGUGUGAGUCACAGGUGUGGCUAUGGCUGCAUGGACAAAAACAAAACUGAUUUAACUCAUAAAUGACAGUGAAUUGAGCAGUGAGACUGCAGGGGCGUGAUCCAUACACGGCUUCAUUAAGCUAACAUUGUUUUGACGACUAUAGUGUUCCUUUAAGUUCACAAAUCUUGGUGCCAGAUAAAACCAUUGUGAUGCAGCUUACCUGGUCCCCCUUUUUUUUUUUUUAAAUCAUUCUUAAUGUGCAUAGUGGUACAAGCAGGCUUGCAAAGCCACAACAGCUAUUGCAGGCAGACAGGAAAACAUCGUAAGAACAUUUGAAUGGCAUUUUGAUGUUAAUACACAUUUUUAUGUUGAAGAGGCGAGGCAUUUAUAUUGAGUACUAAGCUAGACCGUCGGUUGUGAUCAGUACAUAUGUCUGACUCGUUGGUUGGAAUUCAGGGAGUAUGCACAGUAAGCAACUUGGUUACAUAGAUUGAUAUCGAAAGAAAAAAAUAUAAUAAAACUGACUUAAACAUACUGAGUGGUUAUGUCUAGUUAACGGUAAUAAGCUGGAGAAACGUAUACCCUCUUGAGGUAGUGAAAUUUAGAAAAAACAGCAUACAUUUUUUUUUUUUUCUUCACUAUAGCAUGUAUGUGAGAUACAUCUUGGCUUUGCUCCCAUGCAUAGUGGGUUUGUGAAGUGUAUCCUUGCCCAGAAGCCUCUGCUCUUCUGUUUGUGCGCUAUUGACCAACUUAGGAAAUCAAAAUAACGUGAGGGGAGAAGCCCUGACUAGCUGGGUGUUGACAGGUAUGGAGUGAAUGGUAGUCUGUUGUUGGGGAACCGUAAGAGUGAGUAUUUCUGUGACUCUAGUCGUGUUGCAAGCGUCUUAGAGGUUGUUUGUCCUGGGCGUGGUAGAUGCUCAAGGAGCCUGACCCCUAGUGCCAUGAGGCUACGAUGUCUAAGCUAGUUGGGUGAGUUUCCCAGCGUUUGGGAUGAAGCUCUGUAGGAGGCCUAUUGUUUUUUUUUAUGAGAGCAACAUGGGUUCUUUCCGAACUGUUAUGAGGAGUGAUGCUUUAGGCCUUGGUUUGUGUUUCCCCUAACCUAGGGGCCUGUGGGGUGGAGGGAGUGGAUGGGAACAGUAGUGUCGCUAAAUGUCUGUUGGUGUGCCCUCGGCUAAAGUGGAGAGUUUAACUGAACUAAAAGGGCAUGUGGAACAAGUAAAGCAAGAUUAACAUUGGAGAUAUAUAUUUUUCACUUUGACCCGUGAGUGGGUACCCAGCGAUCUUCAGUUCUUGGUGUGCGACAUAGUCCUCUUGCAGUGUUACGAGUUGAGGGUCCUGGAGCCUCCAGUUCUUGGAGUGAUGCGGUCCAGAUCCCAUGUUGCCCUGGGGGUAGCCAAGGACAGUCCUUCUGUACAGUUAGACAGUCCCAGUGCUGUUAAGAACGCUGGUGCCCCUCCCAUUGAAGCGAGGUGGUUCCGUUGUGGGUCGCUACCAGGUUUCCAGGGGCUCCCUACCGGUAAGGAAUGUCUGCGGAUCGCAGUUGUGAAGUGAUAGUCCCUAGUGUCUUGUGCCAUAGGAGCAUGUUUUUCGUGAGGUCCUAGAAAAAUGUUAAGGGGGCUUCCUUGAAGGUCAGAUACCGUCAUGAUAUGGAUUUUGUCGUGAGUCGACAAGCACCGGAGGUGUUGGGCGAUCUGCUAGCUGAGCCAUUUAUGCGGUAUACUCAGUCAAUGGUAACUUUUUUGGCCGCUGUGUGUGGCAAGAUGGUUUCCAGCAGCCUCCGUGUAAAAUGUGGAAGCUCAUCCGCCAUGAUUUCAGCGGGAAUACUGCGGAUCUUUAUAUGUGUUUGACGUUGCCUGUCCUCCAGGGCCAUUAGUUGUAGGGAUAGUGUGGACUGAUCAGCUUGUAGUUGUUGUACUGUCACUUUAAUGGCAGUGAUGUCUGUCUUGACUUCUAUAAUGUCGUCUUCCUCGGAGGCCUGUACCCGGUCAGUGAUCGCCUGGAUGUCAAUCCUCAGGAGUGUGAUGUCUGCCACCCACAGUUUCUGUAUAUCGACUAGCAGUAGUUUUGUUGUGUCUGGUAGUGGGGCUGGCCCGUUUUUGGGUCUCAAGACUGUAGCAGGCUUGCCUGUUGGUUUGUGUUGGUCUCCAUUACCUCGUGGGCUGGAGUUUUAGCAUCUGGGCCCUCUGCGGGAGUCUGUUUAGCCUGCGCGGGUCUCCGGAGCAUGUCUACUAUAUCCCUGCCGUGAGCUGUGGCGUUCGGUUUCUGGGAGCAGCGUCCCAUUGCAGGUAUGUGGUGCGUGUGGCACAGCCGUUGAGGAGAGCCUCAAGUCCCGGGAUUGCCGUUGCGAGGUAGGCCGCAGCUUGUGUCGCCGUUUGGUUUGCUUCGGCGGCUGAGAGAAAGGCAUCUAUUGAUGUGUUCUGGCUUUGGGAUGCCAGCUGGGCGGUUUGCAGGGUUGGAUGGGUUUAGAAUUAGUUUUGAGAUAUUUGGCUGGAUUCAGCAGUUUGUGGAGGAGCUUUAGAGUAUGGCGUUUGUUCAGUUAGGCUUGCAGGCUCCGACCCCCUUACCUGUUCCCAUUUAUUUAUUUAUUUUUGUGCAGGAUGUGAAGUUGCCAGAUGCAUAUGAGCGUCUUAUCCUGGAUGUGUUCUGUGGGAGUCAGAUGCACUUUGUACGCAGGUGAAUAUUCUUCACUCUCAAGUUAAUACUAUUGUCAGGGGGAGUGAAAUCUUGUUCUUAAUAUAUGUAUCUUAAUAUUUCCGUGAUAGUGAUGAGUUGAGAGAAGCCUGGAGAAUUUUCACCCCUAUCCUGCAUCAGCUGGAGCAACAAAAGAUCAAACCUUUGCCCUACAAAUAUGGAAGGUGGGUAAACGCAAGGACUUACUUUUAUUUUUAUCACAGAUUUGUAAAGCAUUCAAGGUUAUUCACAAAAUCUGCAAUCGACCAAAGAAUAUACAUUUUUUUACGCCUGUACCAAUUAGAAAAAAUCUCAAGCUCUUUUUUUUUUUUUUUUUUAAGUUCAUUAUAUUUUAUAAUUUAGAAUAACACUGAUAACAUAUUUAAAGGGAAACAAACCUAGUUUAUUCCCCAGCAGCAGUUCCACUUCAUAGAGUAUUAGUGGAACUGCUCUAUAAACAAAUAGUAGCCAGACCCCAACCAUCACAGAGGAUUAGUGGAACAGUUCUGUAAACUGGUAGUAGCCAUAACUCAGCUGUUCCAUACACAGGCCCAUUCAGUUUUGUUUUAUUUGUGAAUGGAGCAGAGCGCUGCGAUCAGCAAAACCGUUGACUAAGCAGUCCAGAUUGGGGAGAGAUCAGUGCAGGGUGCGCAUGCUGCACAAAACAUAGAAUUCUGGCUGCUGGAUUGGCAGGUUUGAAGCACUGUCCUAGAGUUGCAGGUUUGGCUUUGUUUGUUUUCUUUCCCAUACAACUGCAGUUCUAAACCAGAUUUGAGAUUGAGUGCUGGGUGCUCUCUGCACCAUAUACUUUGCAAUAAUGUAAAGCUGUGUUUCUUAGAGUGAAAUUUUGCAUAAGAGGUGGAGUGCUAAAUACCUUUUUGUUCCAACGUGUGCUAUACUUAGUAUAAUAAGUAUUAGGAAUCGACCGAUAUUUAAUUAUUUUAGAGCCGCUACCAAUACUGAUAAUCUGUGAACUUUCAGGCUGAUAGCCGAUAAUUUACCGAUAUUCUGUACAAAUUACCAUUUUGAAAAAAUAAAUUAUUUCUAAAGGUAAAUGCACAAAAUAUACAUGCCACAUGUAGUGGAUGCAUUGUGUAUUUGUGUAGUGUGUGUGUGUGUGUGUGUGUGUAUAUAAUGAAUGCAGAGUGUGUUUGGUGUGUGUGUGUAUGUAUGUGUAUAUUUUUUAUAUAUAUAUAUAGAAUGCCGUGUGUUUGUGUAGUGUGUAAAGUGAAUGUGGUGUGUGUGUGUGUGUAUAGUGAAUGCAGCAUGUUUGUGUAGUGUACAUUAUAUAAACACUGCAUUUUAUACACACACACUGCAUUCACUAUAUAGACACUACACACACUGCAUUAUAUACACAGUGUGUUUGUGUAGUGUGUUUCUGUAGGUAUGUAAUUGGGGAGGGGGGGAGAUUUUUUUUAAAAAUUUUUUUUUUAGUUCCCCUCCCUGCUUCUUACUUGGCCAGGGAGGGGGGAUAUGGCAUUCCCUGAUGGUCCAGUGGCAUUGAAAGUACAGAGGGGGGGCCCAGCAAGCUCUUACCUUCCCAGCAGGUCCCUGUGUAAAUCUUGCAGCCAGCGUUGCCAUGGUAACCCGUGGCAAGGCUCUGACGGCCACGGGACUCGCACAAUUUACACAGGUGAGCUGCUGGAAAGGAAAGUAAGCGCUUGCUGCGGGCUCCCCCCCAGGACCGCCGGGCUUGUAAUUGGCCUGGUGGCCCUGUUAUUUAUUAUCGGCAAUAUCUGUAUCUCUUUAUGCCGAUACCGAUAUUGCCGAAAAUACAGAAUAUCGGUCGAUAAUAUCGGCCAGACAGAUAAUCUGUCAAUCCAUAAUAAGUAUACCUAAAGUGGUUUUUACAUUAGCGGAAUUAAAUUUACAGGAAAAGUAGAACAUUGUUUGGCUUACCCUUUAAUUAGACUCUAAACAUGUUCGCUUGCUGCAUACCCAGACUAUGCUUCCUUUUUGAUCUGGAAUAUAUUCAUAACAGGAUUUUUCUGCAAAGUUGAGUCAAGAUACCAUCCUUUUGAGUGAUCUUUAAAUCCCUCCAAGAAAUUACUAUUAAAAUGGGAUAUUCUUUCCCUAACGAUAUUGAUUUUUUUUUUUUUUCUGUUUUCAGCCGUGGCCCCCCUGAAAGCGAUGAGCUUAUGCAGAAAGCUGGCUUCCGCUAUGAAGGAACAUACAAAUGGGUGAACCCCAACAAACUGUGAUCAUGCAGAAGUUACAUUUUUAGUCCCAUUCAACUUCAAUGGGUUCCUCAUCUUCUUAAUCUACAGCUGUGGGAAGUCCUGGGGACCAAAACCGUAUCUCUUUCCAUCAUUAUCUCGCUGCUUUCAGAUAUGCUCGUAUUUUUUUAUUUUUUGCUCCGAUGUCUAAUCAUGUCCAUUCUCACAUUUGGAGCAUAUAUUAGAUUAGGUCCGUCCACAAGAUUCAAUUUUCACCAAGAUGGCAUCGUACUAAACACCGCUUUUUCACAAUACUGUUCCUUGAGAUUGAUUCUCAAAUGUUUUAGGUCUGUUGACCACUAUUGAAGCACAGUUGGCCUCGAGGAUAUUCUCUUUACCACAAGCCCUUACAGACAGGGCAUAAAAAACUUUUUAUUUUUCUUAUUCAGAUUGUCAUUGUGUUUACAGAUUUGGGCUAAAUUGCUUUUCAUUUUCCUCCUGCACAUGCUUUUUCAUCUCCCCCGCAACCACCAUUGGGCGUCUUGACACAGUUUAAGAACCACUGCUCCACCAUAUAUCGCUGCUUCAUGUAGAGAACCCUUUAAUUUGCAACUUGUUCUGCCGUAUUUUCUCCACCAAUUAACUCCCUAAAUCUCGCUGCUGUAGAUUUCUAUGAAAUGUGCAGAUUUUUUUUUGCCAAUAAGGUUACAUGGGUUUAUAGACUUAAAGUGCAGAAUAGAGAACUCUGCAAUUGUGUUUGUUUUAGAUUUAUUUGAAUAUUAUUAUUUCCCUCGCUAUAGUGUGCGUGUUUUUAUUUUCAAUGUGUCUACAGUCAGGGCAAACUUGUCUCCGCUGUAAACUGUAUUAAGUGUGUGCAAUCAGGAAAAUACCAGGAGCAGAGUGUGAAUUUGCAGGUUGAAGUUCAGAGUUGGAACACGUUGGUCAGGUAAGGCAGAUAUCUAUUUGCUAGGGUCUUCCUUCCCGUUCUGUCCACAUCAUAAUAUACCAGUCUUUUUAAUCCCUACACUUCUAUUGCUGUAAGAACUAAAGUAUUACGCUUUUAACAUCACAUCUAACCCCUGAAACUGUGGGAGCCAUGGUGCGAAUAAGUGCUAUGUUUCCCCAAGUAAAGUCUCCACUGAAGCUGAACAUGAAGUUUGCAAGUCCUGCUCUGUUUUAGCUUUGAUAACCGUUUGGGUCAGUGGAUGAGCCAUGGAAUAGUUUCUUAGUAUACUGUACUUUAGAAUUCCUACUCUUUACGGUAUAUUUACUAAACAGUGAAUUAAAACUGCAUUGUGAACAAAACGAGGGGAUCGAAUUCAGCUGUUUAUUAAUCCCCCUCCAUCUUGCGUACUUUGUGCUAAAUGCUGUAAGUCAGUUUUCAGAUUAGUUUGCAAUUUCUUUUAACCACCUCUCCUGUUGCAAAACAAAUUUCUUUCAUCCCUUUAUUUUAACCCCUGAGUGAAUCUAUACUGUCAGUUAAAUAACUAGGGUGGUAUGGGAAGAGUGCUCAGUGAGUGGAUAUGCCUCCAUCUACAGUGCCUCACACGUUCUAUUCCUGGCACAACUCGGUGUUUAACCCUUCCACACACCAUUUAAGUUAGGUAAGAACUUCUAAGGCCCGAGAUGUAUUUAGAAACUAGUAACAAGCUAAAAGCACUCUUCUUUGGUUAUAUCUUUAACCCCUUUUCCCUACCAUGCUUAUUUCCAUUUCACACACACAGCUAUUGCUUAUUAUUUCUAAUUGCUUAGUGUACAAACGAACAACCAGUAUGUCACAUCUAAUGUUCCAUUAGAGGACCCAUUUUGAACAAACAGCUGGCUAUAGUGUCCAGUACAAUACCCACUGGUCCUUCUAAUUGCACUCAGUGCUCCUAGUAAUAGCCUGUGCAGCACAUGAAGUGUGAAAGACAACAUGCUGAAACCACUUCCCUGUAAUUAGCCAGGCAGAAGCAAUCAAUAUCCUACCCGCGGUAAUACAUGUGCCUAACAAAGUCUAGGCCUCAAUGAAUACAGGACAAACUGGAUUUUCACAUAUCACAGCGAUGUACAGUACACUGGUCAAUUUACAUAUUAACAAGAGGAACUCAAAAGAUUCUGGCACAGCUUUUGAGGACCUACUCUGAAAUCCUCGCCAGUCUACUAUAAAGCUUCUCCUAAAUAAAUCUUCCCCACUUAAAGCCAGUCGCACUGUCCAAUAAAAGUCACAAAACACAGGAAUAAAGAGGGAACAUUUAUUAAAAAGGAUGUGAAUGUGUUUCAUUAAGGGCAUUGUGCUUUUGCUGCUGGUAAAAUUGUACCGUUCCAGGAAGGAAUCCUGGGGUUUCGAAUAAAAAGAAAACUAUCCUAUUUUACAUUGUGUAACACAUCCUAGUGAAACAUUCCUACAUAAAUAUAUAUAUAUAUACACAAAUAUAUAACUACAUUUUUCUAUUGACUAAUAUUAAAAUAAUUUGAAGUGAUGAACAGAGGGUGAUCUACACACCCCUUCAUCACAAACCAAACUAUCAUUAAAAAUUCUCAUUCUAGUACAGGAUAUUAAAAAUCACCUAUCAUUUUUUUUGUAACAACUGAAUAUUUUAAAUUCUUACCUCCUAAUGAAAAGGCUUGUACUGAUUUGGUCUAAGACCAACCCCCGUUAAGGGGUGAAAUCAUAAACUAAGUUUUAGUUCUACAAUUCCAAUAAUGCUUUGGCAACCUUAAGGCUAUAAAAGCAUUGUGGUAUAUACAGUGGUGCAAUGGCCAAAGGAUCUACCUUUUGACCACACUUCUAAAAAUUAAUUGCCGUGUAGAAAUAUUUCCCUGCUCCUACAGAAAGCGAAAGAAUUUCAUCAACAACGUCAUCAUAAGAGCCUGUGUAUGUGUCUAUUAAGUGGCAGUGUUUGGCUACUCCUGGGAUUGCUGUCCAGCAGCCUCUGACCCGAGCUUUUCUUCACCUAGUGAUAUGCUGAGUUCCAGGUCUUAAUAGCAUUAAUGCCCUUAAUUCAAGUGCAAUAGGAGAAAAUAAAGCAAUACAAUGCUUGGUGCUCCUUCUUCAGCUGCAGCAUGUGCCUUCAAUACCUCGUGCAAAGAGCUGGAUGAGCUGGUGGUGUACCCUGUGGGAAAAAUAUUCAAAU